GGGGUCAAGCAAGAUUGUGAUAUGUUGUUGAUGGACUGUGUUGUUCGCGAGAAAGUUUGUUGAGAUCACCACUCACCAUGUCGGUUCUAUUCACCUCCAUCUCGCCGUAUGUACACCACCGAACCACCAUCUAACCUCGGACUUCGCUUGCUGAAAAGACCAAACAGAGAUAACCCAGUCAAAAAGGAAGAUGCAAACCAGCUUCUCCAGAGACUCGGCCUCUCCGUCAGCCCAGAGGAGGAGGACGACUUUCACACGCUCCUGGCCGCCGUGCACGACUGUGCAGAAACGGUCUCCAACCUCCAGGAUUACCAGCCCGUCCCCGAUCUCGAACAAUACCCUCGACAGAACGUUCGAAGACCUUCUUCCGAAGAGCAGGUCUUCGGCCAGGCAUGGGCGCAUAAGUUUUUGAUUAAAGGCAACCCCGAUGGAGGGCUCUUGGCCGGCAAAACCAUCAGUUUGAAAGACACGAUUGCGGUCGCAGGCGUGCCCCAGCUGCUUGGAAGCGAUAUCAUCCCCUCCUGGACCCCUGUCACAGACGCCACGGUGGUGACUCGGGCACUGGCUGCGGGGGCCGAUAUCCAUGGAACGUCGACCUGCGAGAAUUAUUGCCACUCGACCUCGUCGUACACGAGUGCGCAGGGGAUCGUCGAGAACCCUUUUGCCGAGGGUUAUUCGUCGGGUGGGAGCACCUCGGGCGGGGCGGCGUUGGUCGCAGCCGGGCUGGUUGAUAUCACUAUUGGUGGGGAUCAGGGAGGGAGUAUUCGUGUGCCCUCGUCUUUCUGUGGCUGUGUAGGAAUGAAACCGACUUACGGCCUUGUUCCGUACACCGGCAUCGCCAGCGGAGACGCGAUCAACGACCACGCCGGCCCUAUUGCUCGAAGCACGCUAGAUGUCGCCUUGUGUCUGGACGCAAUCAGCGGCUAUGAUGGCAUCGACGACCGAUGCCUGGGCAGCCCACAGCCCGGCUCGACCGCCUACGCGACAGCGCUGCAGACUGAAGAAACCGGGGGGCGACUCGACGGCGUCCGCGUGGGAUAUCUGAAGGAAGGGUUCGAGCACGCUACCGUCGACCCCGCAGUCAAGCAGGCCGUGAUGGACGCCGUGCAAAAGUUCGCAGAGCUGGGCGCGGUCGUCGAGGAAGUGUCGGUGCCGGACCACUACCACGGCCCGGCCAUUUGGACCAUCCAGCAGCGGAUCUCGGGCUCGAUGACGCUGCUGGGCCAGGCGCACGGCCGGCGCGGCCUGCACCUGACCGAGAUGGAGCGCGAGCGGCUCCCCUGGACGCCCGAGGGCUUCCGGCGCGCGUUCCCUAGCACCAAGAACGUGAUCAUCAACGGCCUGUAUCUCACCUCCCAGUUCCCCGAUCUGUACGGCAAGACGGUCAACAUCGGUCGCCGGCUGCGGGACCGCUACGAGGAGGUUUUUCGUGUCUAUGAUGUCGUGGUGAUGCCGACUACGCCGAUUGUCGCCCCCCGCCAUGGCUCGCCGCGCGACCUGCCGGUCGAGGCGCUCCGGCCUAGUAUGGGCCUCACGAUCAAUACCGCGAUUUUCGAUGUCACGGGCCAUCCUGCUAUGUCGAUACCCGUGGGUCGUGCGGCUGCUAAGGAUCAUGGUGAGGUUCAGUUGCCGGUGGGGAUGCAAAUAGUCGGCGGGCUGUGGCAGGAGGCUAAGGUGCUUCGGGUGGGGCAUGCUUGGGAGCAGCAUUUCGAUUGGAAGAGUCAAGGGGAUAAGAGGUGAUGUUGAUGAUACUUUCUAAGGGGGAAAAUCGCAAGUACAGUACAUAUUUCAAGUCAUAUCAUCAUUGGACAUAACAUAACAUUUCAUGACCUCAAUUUCAUCAUAUCACGUACUGUCUACCACGAAUGAAAACCAGUUCAUCAAUCGUUAUUGAGCAUAGCUUCUUAGCUUUUAGCUUUUGAUGAUUCUUAAUUGAUAAUAUACCCUCCAUCCACCACAAGCGCAUGUCCCUGCACGAAGGACGCAAAGCUCGAGCAGAGGAAGAGCACUGCAUCAGCCACCUCCUCGGGCUUGCCCAUCCGCUUCAUGGGCGCAAUUUCCACGGCCGGCCGGAGUCGUUCCCGGACUUCCUCGCUGGAUGUGGUCAUGGGAGUCUCGAUCACGCCGGGACACACGCAGUUGACCCUGAUCCCCUCCCGCGCGUAGUCAAUGGCGUCGGAACGGGUCAUCGCGAUAAUGGCCGCCUUGGAAGCACAGU
Molecule: messenger RNA, 2218 nt
Organism: Aspergillus aculeatus ATCC 16872
Lineage: Eukaryota; Fungi; Ascomycota; Eurotiomycetes; Eurotiales; Aspergillaceae
Product: putative amidase
Exons: 2
Coding region: 109-1740 (543 amino acids)
Molecular function (GO): catalytic activity
Source: RefSeq, a predicted model, not a curated record